Messenger RNA from Drosophila pseudoobscura, 1841 nucleotides. RefSeq lists its product as uncharacterized. Lineage: Eukaryota; Metazoa; Arthropoda; Insecta; Diptera; Drosophilidae. The coding region runs from base 235 to 1005 and encodes 256 amino acids. The record is from RefSeq and is a predicted model, not a curated record. The transcript has 7 exons.
UUCUGUUACUCGACCGGUGAACAACGCGGCGCGCUUGCGUCUCUGCCUCUGCCUCUGCCUCUGUCCAUUGCACUGCAUCGCACGGCUGUCCGUGCCAUUCGAAAGUGUCGUCGUCUCGUCUGGCGGUGUUUCGUCUCUCGUGCAGCGAAGCGAUCUUCCAAUCUUCCAAUUGUGGUGACGUCAAAAGUGUAUCAGCAAUUGCAUUCGGAACUUGAAGAACAAAUCGUCGCGAACAUGCAUUGCAGUUGGAAUUGUAACUGGAGCUGGACUCUGGUCUGGAUGUCGGUCCUGAUGCUGGCGCUGGUCGUGCAGGUACGGUCCGAGGAGUGCGGCCAGGAGGAGUUCACCAAGUGCGCCGAACCACUCGAAAUGCUGCAUUUAACGCCAGAGUUCUCGAUUGGCCCCGCCAAGAAGGAGGAACUGGACAAACUUUGCCACGAGCUACGCAAGGGAGUGCGGUGCAUCCAGAGUUACACGCGACGCUGCAUGGAUCUGCAGCAGAGGAACCAGUUCAACAAGCUCUACCACGGCACCAACCAGUUUAUCCGCGAUCUGUGCAACAAGGGAGAGUUCCAGGAGGAGUACCUAAAGCAUGUGCCCUGCUCGGAGAUGGCCAAGAAGGAGUUCGAGGUGUGCGCCACUCGCUAUAAGGAAACAAUGGUCUUUCUGAAGCCCAACAAGAAUCAGGAGAAUCCAGAAAACGGCACUCUCAACGAGAACAUCAAAACCAUUUGCUGCUCCAUCAAUGAGCUCGUGGACUGCUCGGAGAUGGCGGCCCGAAGAAUCUGUGGCAAUGAGGCGGCCAAGUUUACGCGGGAGUUGGUCGAUAAAUAUGCCAACAGUUUGACCAAGACCUAUUGCGAGGACUUUACCCGUAAUCCGGGCAUCUGUCGCGACGAAGCGCGCAAUGGUGCUCCUGGGGUCCUACAGCAGACCAGUCUGGUCCUUCUAAUGACAAUGACGUUGGUGCCCCUGCUGGUCAGCAGCAGCCGAAGCAGCAGAUAAAUACUUGGCCACAACUACAGUUAAGUUCAAAAUUCUAGAACCAGUUUACACACACAGGAAAAACAGCAAAAGGAGAGCUAAAUAGUUAAGGUUUCCCCCCAAGCACACGCACACGAACACGCACACACACACAAGACACACAGCAAGAAUUCCACACCCGGUUACAUACUUUUGGGAGUCAAUUUAGGCCACAGUGCAGGCAAAACUUGAACUACAGCGUAAAAUUAGCUAAAUGAUAAGUAUGUUAUGUAUACCAGUAUACUAUAUAGAUAUAUGGAUAUAUCGGAGAAGAGGAUAGGAGGAUAGGAGGAGAUUAUAGCUAAGGUCGUCCUAUGUUAUAGGGGUCGUGGGCCUCUAGUUAAAGGGUAUAGGUUAGCUGUAGUUAGUCCCAGUGUUGAGUGUGCCGCAAAAAGUGUUGCUUGUUACGGGCCCCACUACCACUACCGCACUCACUACUUUCCCACACUUUGUCGAUCGUGCAAUAUAUAGAGUUGAGUUUCGUUGAGUUUGUUUAAGUCUUUAAGUGUUGGAAAUAAUUUAGUUUCUAAGUUAGUAAGUUCCUUAAAAGUUCCCCACUCUUCCAUACCCACUCCCCUGCAAACGCAAAGAAUGUAGUUAUUCUACCCCCACGGAAUCCAGCAAACAAAUGUGCAUUUCUUAGAAUGAAAAUUCUACUAUUUUGUAGAUUCUUGAUAGACCUCACUAGUGGUUAGCGAUUAUUUAUUUCACACAGUGUAAAUACCUUCGGCGUACACAAAAAUUGAUAAAGUUAUUGAUAAAAGCAUAUGGAAAUACCUACAAUAUAAAUAAAUAAAUAUUAGUUUAACUUGAACACA